Molecule: messenger RNA, 2253 nt
Organism: Peronospora matthiolae
Lineage: Eukaryota; Oomycota; Peronosporomycetes; Peronosporales; Peronosporaceae
Source: the annotation of a GenBank genome assembly
AUGGACGAGCAAACGUGUUCCUUUGUCGAGUUCAAGGAUGGCGACGUCACGCCUUUGAGCAAAAGAAGCCUGCGACCCGCUUACAACAGCCGCUUGUCAUGCAGCAAACAGAGCAUCAGUGUCGGCACUAGCCAAAGUCACGCUCGUAGUCGCGUGCUGUCGCACAAUACUGAAAUGUACACGGCCAAGGACGCGAACGAGUCCAUUUUGCACGCCAAUGCUCCGCCGAAUUACACUGGUGGUUUCAAUGAAAUCAUGAAGCAGAUCAAAGCCAAGAAUUACUACACGGAGCAGUUCCAGCGCAUUCAGCAGCAGACGAACAUGAGUCACUUGUUAUAUUUCUCGAAUGUGGCGCCAUCUUUCUACGAGACCAAUUACUUGACAGUGGCUCAAGAUACGUCCGUGUAUCGAGUCCGUGCUUGUUUCCUCAUUAGUUUCGUCGGCCUCAUGAUUCUCUAUCUGAACGAGUGGCGAGAUGACAAAUGGUCUAAGCUGGAAACAAACGGACGGUCGGAUAAUGAUGAAAUAGCGAUCCUGGCCAUGACGUUUGGCGUCAUGUUGCCAUCGUUGCUGCUCGGAAUGUUUGCUACCUUCACGAGUAUUGGACGGAAGUACUUGGAAAACGUGACUGCUGCAGUGUUCAUUAUUGUUGCGGCUAUGAUGAUUGCGAAGAAACCAGUGGAGAAAGUUAAAGGCCCGGUGAUUCCGUUGCUGAUUCUACUGAUCCCGAUCUUCGGCAUCACUCGAAUGCGCUUCGUCAAGUCGUGCUGCAUUGGUUGGGGCAUCUUCUUCAGCUACUUGAUCGUCAUGAUGAGUGUGCGCAACACGCUGCCUGUUCCCAGCACGUUUGAUUCGUUCACGGAUAUCUCUUACCAGGCCAUUAACUACGGCAUCACGGCCAUUGGUGGUAUGGUGUCGCAAUACCGUCAAGAGCUACUACGUCGGCGUAAUUUCUGCUUGCAGUUGCCCUUCUCAGGCACGAUGGGAGCUGAUGCUUUGGCCGAGAUUAAGACGGACAAGUUCAGCAAGAAAACGCUCAUGCACCGCUGGUCGCUCAAGUUCCGCCACCCGGAAGUCGAAGAGUGUUUCUACCGCUACUGGUACCUCAUUGACCCGUUUCCAUACGAGAAUCCGAACUCGGGCUCGCUGCAUCAGGGUGUUUUCCGGACCAUUCGAUUUGCGGUGGGGACGUUGCUGCUGAACCAGCUCGUGCUUUUGUUGCAAGACAUCAAGUUCCUCAAGGUCAAGAAAGACAACUUCGUGGAUGAGAGUGACUUGACAUACGCCCUCGUGCUUCGCUUUGGGGUCACCGUGCCGCUGUACUUCUCCGCAGCGCUGUUCAUGUUUUUUUUGGGCAAAGCUUUCUACGCUCGAUGGAUAAAGGAGGCUAGUGAUGCCACAAACGCUGCACUGAUCCGAGACUCGAUUGUUGAAGUUGACGUCAAUAAGUAUCUUGAUGGUGAUCGUGGAAGCAUGAGUGGGGUCCUGGUCGGGUCUGCACGAUCGACGCAGGAUACAACACGGAUGAAAGUUGUGGUGGAAGCAGCACAGAUCAAGUAUGCCACCAAGGACAAGGUACUGGAUGUGCUCAUUAAUAAGGGUGGGUACGUGCGUUCGACGCAGCUUUUCUCGUCCCUCGUGAUCGCUUGUCACGUUUGUUGUAUGGGGAUCCUCCUCUUGGCUGUCUCAACAGGUCCGAAAGUGGACGCCUUUGACAAUACGCCUGGCACGACUCCGGGGCAACCAAAGCCCGUGUAUUACAUGGGGUUCCUGAAUGCAGUGCUGUUCGCUCAUCGUUCAGGCUUUCGCGUGCGCUUUAUCUACGCCACCUACACGACGUUCGCAGUCGCUUUGGGGAUCAUUAUUGCAGCCAGCAGCAUGUCACCGGCUCAUUAUCAGCAAUAUGCUGGCUACGUGGCUGUUAUUUUCCUCAUGGGGAUGAUGAUCUCGUACGAAGAAGAGAGUCUUCGCCGCACGUUUUUCGUGCUCAAGUCGAUUCGGACGCUCGAGUUUGAAGAGUGGUUCAGUGUCGUCUUGCGGAUUCAAGGCUGGGUGAAGGACCGAUUCCGGAAGAAACUAAGGGACGUGCGCUCGAAAGGGAGUCACGAUGUUGAAACUCGUCGGAAACCAGAGACGAAGGCGCUACUGAUCAACACGUCGACGCAAAUGGCUUACGCUUCGAAACUCGGCAUGUACUCGCAACUGUUCAACAUCAUCAUUGCCAUUGUGGACGUCAUCACCAGUAGUUUGUAA